GAGGAGAUGAGGCUCAACUUCGUCGCUUCCUGCGAGCUGCUCAACGCACGCGCCGGGGCAUCCUCGCCUUCGAAGGAGCCCCUGGGGCUCCCGGCUCCGCUCUCGCCGGCCUCCGCGCUCCUGGACCUGGCGAGGGUGGCCAUCCGCUGCGCACCUGCCUCGGGGCGCCCCGAGCCGCCGCCGCCGCCGAAGCCCUCGGCCGCGGCGGCGCUGCUGCUGACGACGCCCGCGCGGCCCUGCGCUGCCGCCGCCAGCGCGCCCGGG
Prorocentrum cordatum is the source of this 264-nucleotide messenger RNA. NCBI's taxonomy places the organism in Eukaryota, Dinophyceae, Prorocentrales, Prorocentraceae. The record is from the annotation of a GenBank genome assembly.